Molecule: messenger RNA, 1297 nt
Organism: Malus domestica (apple)
Lineage: Eukaryota; Viridiplantae; Streptophyta; Magnoliopsida; Rosales; Rosaceae
Source: RefSeq, a predicted model, not a curated record
GAUUGCCACUGGGCUUAACAACGGGUCUUCGGUCUUUCGGCUGGAUCUGGGCUUAUGGCUUGGGGAGAGAGAGGGAAGGGCGACAGAAGGGUUGAAAGGGAGACGUUCGCCGGGAUUUAGGGGAGAGGAUUUUCGGGAGGGACGUGCGGGUGGGUGUUCUGUGGCUGAUGCAUCGGUCAGAGGGUUGUUGGGGGGAGGAGAGGAGGGGGACAGAGGGACUGACGGAUUGGAGAGAUGGGAGCUACGGGUUUGGACUGAGUAAGAGAGGGAUUGGGGUGGGUUUAGGUUUGUUGUCAUUCAGUGAGGGUUUCGGGGAUGGGAGGCCAUGCCUCCUCUGUGAGAGAGAGAGAGAGAGAGAGAGAGAGGCCAUUGCCGCAGAUCCUCGAUUUCAUGAGUGGGAGAGGGGAGAUGGUCAGAGAAAAGUAUGAGCCACCGCUUCGCACGGUGGAAGCUAGCCCAGGCGUCUGUCAUCGCUGCACCUCGACUUCUUCUCCGCUUUUUCUUUGCUUUUUGAUUCUCUCUCGGCAUUCUCAGUUUCUGCUACUCUCCACAAACCCAAAUUUCUUUAUACCGUUCCAGUAUUCAACGAUAAACCCAAAACCCAGAUCCCUAAACCCAAAUUUCUUCAUUUUUUUUCCCUCCUCGAGUUCGGACAGGAGCGGCAGAUGUACCCAGAUGAGUAGAUCCUCAAGUCCAUUUUAUGCUCCUUAACAAGACCAACACGGUCGACUACGCCAUGGACAUCCACAAGUCCCUCCAUCACACCGAAGAUGUUCCCCAAGGUUGCGUUGAAGGAGGUUAUCGAGAAGGUUCUCGCUGAGCCGAUACGGCUUCAGUUCGUUGUGGCUAAUAUUGGAACUGGGUUUUCAUCGAAUCUCUUGCACAGAUCAAACACAAGCAUACACAUCAAACCAUGCAUUCACAGAGCAGGCGCCAAAAAACCAUCAUUGAGUUUGGACUCCUAUCGCAGCAUCAUCAUUUGCUCUUGCAGCUGCUUUUGAUGCAAAGGUUCUCAGCCAUGACAUUUGAAUCAAAAUUCUGGUGCAUUUUAGCCACACACUGACAGCUACUGCUGCACUUUAGGUACAAUUAAACAACCAUCAUUCUCCAAUUCAUGUGAAAAACUCAUGUACAUUGUAUAUAGUUGGGACUUUAAAAAAUCCGACAUUUUUUUUUAAGAUAGGCUUUUAAUGUAAAUUCAAUAGAAUGUAGAUCCAACUGAAAGACUUAAUUUACCAUGUCGAUUCAGUUGCUUUGAUUGGUUUCUGAAUAAUUUAAAAAUUGGUGUGUUAAACUA